Messenger RNA from Chara braunii, 3536 nucleotides. The record is from the annotation of a GenBank genome assembly. Lineage: Eukaryota; Viridiplantae; Streptophyta; Charophyceae; Charales; Characeae.
ACAACCAAAAAUAUGUCAUUCAUAAAUCAUUCAUGCAUGCAUACGGUGGAAAUGGAUAUCGUCGUCUAAAAUGACAUCUACAAUGACACGUUUCCCAGCACGAUUAAUCCGUUGUGGCCGUUCCUUGCUGGCGGUAGAAAUUCCUCCUCUCUGCUCUUCUCGCGAGUUCGAAGCUCCUCUCGACUUUUCACGCCGGCGGGCGUCGUCUUCGUCGAGUAGUGGAGCAUCAGCGUCACCGUGCAGGCGCGCUAGAAGGUCGGAUAUGGCGCUGGCAGCAGCGCGUUGCGUCGAACAGGCGGGAUUGUCCUUGCCUGUCCUCCGGGCUUCUUUGCGAUUGGCCGAUGGGACCCCCGCUGGGAGCGGCGGAGGAGAUGGCAAAGCCGUCUCUCCUCUCGUCCGAGGAGCACGGUCGCGCGCUGGUGAUGCGCGCGCGUUCGCGGGCGCUGUGACUCGUAGCAACGGCAGGUGCGCGUCGCUGGGUGGUAGCUCCAGCAGCGCGUUCGUCGUUGGGGCGCACACCUGGGUUGGCCAGGUGGCGGGCCAGGUGGGCAAUGGCUCUUAUGGUGGGCUAGGGUCUAGAAAGGGAUCCCGAUCCCGAUGCGCGUCUCCUUGGCCAUCGGUCGUGGGCGUGCGAGCUGUCUUGACGGAAUCAACGGAGCUAGCGCUCGGAACGAAGGCUCCAGACUUUGAGUUGCUGGAGCCAUUGACAGGGAAGAUGGUCAGCCUGCAGGAGUUCGAAGCAUACCCAGCUUUGCUUGUCAUGUUCAUUUGCAAUCAUUGCCCUUUUGUAAAGCACCUGAAGCCAGCGAUCACGAAAUUGACCGAGUACUACAUGCAGAAAGGCCUUGGAGUAGUUGCCAUUUCGUCGAACAGCAUUGUAACCCACCCACAGGAUGGCCCAGAGCAGAUGGCCGAGGAUGCGCGAGAAUUCAAGUACAAGUUUCCUUAUCUGUAUGAUGAGACACAUGAGGUGGCAAAAGCAUACAAAGCAGCUUGCACUCCCGAGUUCUAUCUUUUUAGAAAGGACGGGAGGCGGCCAUUUGAGCUGGUGUACCAUGGCCAGUUUGACGAUUCGAGGCCAAGCAAUGGAAAGCCUGUGACAGGAGCGGACCUGAGGCAAGCUCUGGACUGUGUGCUCUCUGGACGACCAGUAAGUCCUCUUCAACAGCCGAGUAUUGGUUGCAAUAUCAAGUGGACGCCUGGGCAAGAGCCCGAUUACUUCAAGUCUUGAUUUGCGGCUGCUGUUGUUUUCGAGGAAGUGCCAUAUAGGCACCUCCGCCUCUUGCUCCAUCAAGUACGGUGGUAAGUUUCAUUCGUUGAUCGGCUCGUCGACAAAGGUUUCCUAUCGGCUCGUCGACAAGGUUUCCUGACCUCCCUCUCCCUCCCUCUCCCUCCCUCUCCCUCCCUCUCCCUCCCUCUCCCUCUCUCUCUCUCUCUCAGGGGAAGGGUGCAGCAUCAACUGCUGCGGCCAGUUUGAUACUUCCAUCCGCUAGUCGGCAAGGUUGUGCCCACUGCUCGCGGUAGGAUGAGGGCAGCAAAUCACCUUGGUGUCCAAUGGAGGUCUCUUUUGGCAGCAACGUUGGGAGGUUGACGGCGGAACCACAGUCACUGUGUUUUCAUAGGCCCUCCGCUCGUCGGCAAGGUUAUGCAUUCUUUGAUGAUACGCUCGUCAGCAAGAUUGUCAGAACUUCUCUCCGCAAGGGGAAAGGCGGCAAUCACUUUCGUGUGAUGGAGACGUCUGUGGUGCCAAUUGGGAGGUUGAUGGAUGAACAUAUAGUCCAGCAUGUCCCCCUCGUCCGGGAACUGCCAAGUUGUCCCAUCUUCCCUGGGUUUUGGGACCCAUUGGUUCCUUGGAACCGUUAAAGCUGGGAAUCCAAUGUGAGACCAUUGAAUGAGAUUAGGUCAGUAGCGAUCUUCAUUCUUAUUCAGUGCUGCGAGUAGUAGUUUGUUUUGCGGGCAAGGUUGUGCCUGUCUCUCUGAGGGAAACAUUCCAAUUGAUAUUUCGCAUGGAGUCCCCUACGGUGGAGUUGGAGGAGGAGGAUGGGUGAACAGCGUUAUCACCGGUCACAUUAUGUCCUCCUCAUCUUCCUCGUCUUACGGUCUUGGCUUUGUAUGCCUGUUUAGGAUGUCAGACAUGGAAUUAUCCGAUACUAGUGUAUGUUUUCGUACGAAGCAGGAAAGACUCUAAAGUGCACUUUAGAGUCUUCUUUGGACAUAAACUCCACCACACAGAAGGAAAAAGGACAAGAAAGACCACCGCAACGCAUGUGAAUCGUUUUCUACUGCAGAGAAAAGUUGAUGAAUCAUUAAGUGUUGAUUUCCCCUUUAUUUGAAACAUGGAGAUUGAUGGUGAUGGUUCCAUUGUCAAGUCAUCGUGCAGGAUGAAUGAGAAAGGAGAUGCACGAAACAAAAAAAAAAGGAAAAAAAAGAAAGAGGAAGGAGGUGCACUGCUGCAGUUUGUAUGACAAUUUACAAAAAAAGAAAGUAAUGAGAGGUUGGAUUGAUGGUGUAGCCUUGCGCAAGGCGAAGGCUGCUAGCAAGCACAGUGCAAAGAAGUUGCACAAGGCAUAGCCCCUGCCGCUGCCGACUUGCGAGGGCUGAUUCUGCAAGCAGCAGAAGAUGUCAGUUGUCCCUUGUCAGGUCUGCAAUGCUGCUGCCGACUUGUCAGGGCCCUGCUGCUGCCGACUUGUCAGGGCUGAUUGAACAGGCUGGUUUACAGCUGCCAGGUGAGGAGGCGGAGGCUGGGCCCAUGGCACUGAAAGUGGGACUUGGGAGGGACCAAGGUUGUGCCAGGUAUGGGAUUGGGUCCUAAGAUGGGACCAGGCAUGGCAGGAACAUUAUAGUAUCGGAAUUUCGGAAAACAAUUAGCGGGACGUUCUUUCGACUUUUCUGGAAUCUGGAUGGAUCCUAAGGUGCUUGAGUUGAUAGAUGGGAUGAAGGGAGGGAGGAAGGGGGAUGAAGACAGGGAUUUGUAUGUCUCUGGAGGCAGGGGGGGGGAGGGGAGCGGUAGGUUUUUCGUUGUACUAGGGCAAUAACAAUGCUGGAUCCUAAAGGUGCUUGAGUGGAUAGAACAUAGAUGGGACGAAGGGAGGGAGGAAGGGGGAGGAAGACAGGGAUUUGUCUGUCUCUGGAGGCAGGGGGGGGGAGGGGAGCGGUAGGUUUUUCGGUGUAUUCGGGGCGGGGAAAAACAAUGCUCGUUUAUCGUUGACAGUGUUGAGUGGAAGAUUCCAGAAGGGAGGGUUUAGUGGGAUGCGCUUCUAAGUGCAACGUUUUGAGAGGUUGUGGGGUUACAAGGAAGAUUAAAGGAAAGAUUCAAUAGAGUCACAGAGUUGAAGGCGUAGGAGGAAGAAGGAAUGGAAUUUGAUUGUUUACAGAUAGGACAUAAUCAGCAGUGAAUUUGUCACACAUUUGUGAAAAUGGCAAAAUGCACUUUUCUUGGAGCUUAUACUCUGCACGGCAGAAUUGAAAAGCAAAAUAAUUUCAUUCUGUCUGCGGUUAGAGAGUCUUCAGCAUGUACUCUAUGUUCACGUUACAAG